This is a messenger RNA of Lindgomyces ingoldianus, 831 nucleotides long. RefSeq lists its product as uncharacterized. The record is from RefSeq and is a predicted model, not a curated record. Gene Ontology annotation, cellular component: mitochondrion. The transcript has a single exon. Bases 54 to 818 code for a protein of 254 amino acids. Lineage: Eukaryota; Fungi; Ascomycota; Dothideomycetes; Pleosporales; Lindgomycetaceae.
GCUCUCUCUCUCUUCCCCCAGUAUGAUAUAGAUAGUGUAUCUUCCAUUCGAAAAUGGAAAAUCUCUUGCGCUCCGCCCGACUACUGGCUUUGCGCCGCACCCUCUGCUCGUCAUGUCUACAGGCAUUGAACAAACACCCUGUACCUGCCGCAUCGGGACGUAUUGGGCUCCAGAACAGCGAUCGGAUACAACGGCGCUUCCAAGGACACAUCGCCGCUGCAGGCGAUCAAGCCAAGCCCAUUGAAGGCUUCUACGCAGAACUACUUUCACGUCCUCAAUCAAAGACACAGCCUAUGACCCGGACCACUGCCACCCCGCCGCCAUCUGAAUCGCUGCUAAAAACAGACAAGGAAGAAACACUGGAGAAAGCACGCAUCGUGUUUGGAUCACGACUAGCAGGGCCGGCAGAACGGCAAGCAAAAAUCGAGGCUGCAUCAAAGAACAUUGCGGGCAUAAUGGUGCCUCCUCGUCCAACAGAACCCGACAAUUGCUGUAUGUCAGGCUGUGUAAAUUGUGUCUGGGAUCUGUAUCGCGAUGAGAUAGAGGAAUGGGCGGCCAAGAAUGUGAAGGCGCAAGCGGCAAUUCGGGCUCAAAGGACGAGCGGGCAUGGAACAGGGAGCAUGGUCGCGGAAUCAGGGACACUCCAGCAUGUAGGUACGAGUAUGGACGACGACGGAGGUUGUGGCGAGACAAUUUGGAGAGUGGGUAUGGGCCAGGAUCAUUUGUUCGAUGAUAUCCCAGUGGGAAUAAGAGAGUUCAUGAAGACGGAGAAAAGGCUGAAGCAAAAGCAUGUGGAGCAGCAGGCUGUGGGCGCAUAGUCUAAAGCAUUCG